Quercus robur (English oak) is the source of this 1814-nucleotide messenger RNA. RefSeq lists its product as uncharacterized. Bases 11 to 1081 code for a protein of 356 amino acids. The record is from RefSeq and is a predicted model, not a curated record. The transcript has 2 exons. NCBI's taxonomy places the organism in Eukaryota, Viridiplantae, Streptophyta, Magnoliopsida, Fagales, Fagaceae.
AUUCUUAGUAAUGACUAUACUGGUGCCAGGGAUAACUUACUCAUGGCACAAAAGCUUUUUCCAGCAAUUGAUAACAUUGGCGCAAUGUUGGCUGUCUGUGACAUUCUAUCUGCGUCCAAUAUCAAGUUUACUGGUUAUGGAAUUGAUUACUACUGGGGUUCUUCAGCUUACGCCUUCGUCUACAUUUAAUGCUGUUAAAUCUUGUUAUCAAAGUCUCCACACAUUGUUACAACCUAUCAAGACAAAGUUUCCUGGCACUGAAUUGGCUCUGAAACUUGUGGAGGAUGCAUUCUCCAUGCUAUCUAACCGAGAGAAACGUUCUGCGUAUGAUUUGAAAAGGAAUGCAUGUAGGGAGGAUUAUAAAUCUUUUAAUAUAAGAGCAUUAUCCUGUCAAAAUAUAGCAAGUAAGGAAACAAUAAGUACUGCUAACAACUCUUCUGUGUGUGAGAGGAGUUUUUCAAGCCAAAUUUUGGGUGGAAGUUGUAGAACAACUACGAUAUUUUCAGAAGACAUUGGAACUUUGGGAUUCAAACUCCAAAAUUCUCUUGAUGUUAAGUGGCAGUGUGAUAAAAUUAUUUGUCAGCAACCAUCCAAUAAGGUUUCUGAGGAUUUGAAUUCUAGAGGCAACAUUAGAGCAGACACAGAUUUUUCUAUAGGCCGGAUAAAUAUGCCAACAUCAAAGCCAAUCAGUUUGGAGGAGAAUUUUUCUUGUUCUUCAGAAUCUUUGGCACAGAAAAGGCCUUGUCAGGACUACCAUACCUUUGAGAAUGAUAGAAAACCUGAGCAUUAUAAGGUAGGUCAGAUCUGGGGUGCUCAAUAUAGAGCAAAUCUCCCUCAUAAUUUUAGGUAUGCUCAAGUUGCUUGCAACUCAGCACGAUCAGUUCUUGUUACAUGGUUAAAGCCAAUCCCUAUUAGUGAUGGUGAGAGACGAUGGUGUGAUGCUGGCUUACCUGUUGCUUGUGGGUCAUUUGAUUUGAAUGCAGAGAUGAAUGAUGGGGAAAACUGGCCAAUGGUCUCAUCCCACAAAUGCUCAUGGAUUCAUGGUGUCACAGAUGAACAAUAUUUACCCCAAAAGAAGUGAGAUUUGGGCUCUAUAUAAGGAUUGGAACCUUCAUGAAUGGGCCCAUAAUUCUAGUUUUUUUGAAGGAUGUAAAUUUGAGUUAGUUGAAAUUCAAAAAGAUUUUUCAAAAUAUUUAGGUGCAGAUGGUGCAUGUUUGGUGCAAGUAGAUGGUUUUAGAAGCAUCUUUGAGAGAUAAAAAAUUGGAGGGAGUCCUGUCACUUUUCAUAUCUCCCCAGAUAAUCUGUAUAUAUUCUCUCAUAAUGUCCCAGCAUAUAGGUUUAAGGGUGGAGAAAUCGAUAAAGUUGUUGAUGGGAUGUUUGAGCUUGAUCAAUUUCCCAUGCCUGAUAUUAUGUGUCUGGAGAUUGACUCCCAAAAGGCACCAAAGAAUGGGAAUGCUAGUAGUUUUUCUAGAUCUAUUCCAUUGAGAGGACUUCCUUCCUUGAAGUCAUCUCCAGAAGACAAACUUUUGAAACCCAGUUGGUCCUCAAAUGAUUUUGCCACAGGUCAGGUAUGGGCUGUAUACAGUGGAAAAGAUUUUUUGCCACGGCAAUACACCAGAAUAGAUGAUAUAAUUUAUGAGAGCCAAGUAUGUUUGACUUUCCUAGAACCUCUACCUAUUCUUGACGAUGAGAUUGACUGGAAGAAAGAAAACAUACCCAUAGUUUGUGGGAAAUUUAAGGUUAGUGGAACUAGUGUCAACCUUGAAAUGUCCCCAGUUUUCCUAUUUAGUUUACAGUGUUAAAAGCAAUAUUGA